GCCAGCUCCUCGCUCACUCCCACGGUUUCUCUCAGGGAGCCCCUGCUGCCGGGCACCAUGACAGUGAGGGGGGCCGCCCUGGCCCCAGAUCCAGUGUCGCCCACGAUGGCGGCAGCCUCGCCCAGCGUCUCCGAAGUCCCCGAGGGCAGCCCCACAGCCAUGGAACAGCCCGUGUUCCUGAUGACAACGGCCGCGCAGGCCAUCUCCGGUUUCUUUGUCUGGACGGCGCUGCUCAUCACCUGCCACCAGAUCUACAUGCACCUGCGCUGCUACAGCUGCCCCAACGAGCAGCGCUACAUCGUGCGCAUCCUCUUCAUCGUGCCCAUCUACGCCUUCGACUCCUGGCUCAGCCUCCUCUUCUUCACCAACGACCAGUACUACGUGUACUUCGGCACCGUGCGUGACUGCUACGAGGCCUUGGUCAUCUACAACUUCCUGAGCCUGUGCUAUGAGUACCUCGGGGGAGAAAGUUCCAUCAUGUCCGAGAUCCGGGGGAAGCCCAUCGAGUCCAGCUGUAUGUAUGGCACCUGCUGCCUCUGGGGAAAGACGUACUCCAUUGGGUUCCUGCGGUUCUGCAAGCAGGCCACCCUGCAGUUCUGCGUGGUGAAGCCGCUCAUGGCUGUCAGCACCGUGGUCCUCCAGGCCUUUGGCAAGUACCGGGACGGUGACUUUGACGUCGCCAGCGGCUACCUGUACGUGACCAUCAUCUACAACGUCUCCGUCAGCCUGGCCCUCUACGCCCUCUUCCUCUUCUACUUCGCCACCAGGGAGCUGCUCAGCCCCUACAGCCCCGUCCUCAAGUUCUUCAUGGUCAAGUCUGUUAUCUUCCUCUCCUUCUGGCAAGGCCUGCUCCUGGCCAUCCUGGAGAAGUGCGGGGCCAUCCCCAAGAUCCACUCAGCCCGCGUGUCGGUGGGCGAGGGCACCGUGGCUGCCGGCUACCAGGACUUCAUCAUCUGCGUGGAGAUGUUCUUCGCGGCGCUGGCCCUGCGGCACGCCUUCACCUACAAGGUCUACGCCGACAAGAGGCUGGACGCGCAAGUGCCAACGUAUGGUCCUUACGGCCGCUGCGCCCCCAUGAAGAGCAUCUCCAGCAGCCUCAAGGAGACCAUGAACCCGCACGACAUUGUGCAGGACGCCAUCCACAACUUCUCGCCCGCCUACCAGCAGUAUACGCAGCAGUCCACCCUGGAGCCCGGGCCCCCCUGGCACGGCGGCGCCCACGGCCUCUCACGCUCCCACAGCCUCAGUGGCGCCCGCGACACCGAGAAGACGCUCCUGCUCAGCUCUGAUGACGAGUUCUAAGCGUGGCUGCUGCUGGGAAGGAUUGGCACGUUGGCCCAGGGCAGGUGCGCCCCUCCGGCCUCAGGCCCAGGCCCGGAGGCGGGCUGCCAGGGCUUUGGCAUUGCCUUUAAUUUAUUGGACCAGAGCACUCACAUAUCGCUUCCAGAGGGACCGCCAGUCGUUGUCUGCCCAGAGGACAGGCCAGGCUCACCCCGAGCCUUCAGGAACAUUUCUACACGGCCACGCUGCACGCCCGGCGAGGAGCAGGGGUCACUGGGAGCCACUCCCAUGCCUGUGCGGCUCGGCUCGUCCUGGUGGCGGCGUGUUGGGACCAGCCGUGCCCCAGGCCCUGACGCUUGUGUUGCUGACCAGUGGCCGCAGCCUCUCAGCUCUGUCCCCAGCUCAUUGCCCUCCCCCUGAGACUCACAGCCCCUCCCCAACACUGCACUGCAGCUCUGCCCCCUCUUCCUCCUCCCCCUUCUGCUAUAUUAGCUCCUCUGGGCAGGAGGAGGAGGAGGGAGGAGGGAGGAAGCUAUCUGUGGAGUCCCUCCUGACCCGGCCUGCCUGGCCCGCUGCAAGGCUCAGCCAGACGCCAGGAGCCACAGGUCCCGCCAGGAAGGUGCUCAGGUGCCUCUGGGCCCCUCUUCUGCGGAUGUGGCCUCUCCACGUGAGGUCCCUGCGUCCCCUGGCUGUCCUUGCUGUGGCUGCACCUCUGUCGCAUGCCCCUCCCCCCUGGCCUGCGGAGGACAGCGGCAGCCCCCACUGCCCCUCUCCUGGGUCUGUCUUGAGAGCUUUGGGGGCAGAGCCCUUACUGCCUGGCUGCUCAGAGGGUCAGGGGCUCCCACCUUCCUUCCUGGCUGAGCGGUCAGACCUUUGCUGGCCCCGAUCAUUGCUGGGGCUUCUCCCUCCCAUUUCAGGGAAAGAGUCUGAGUCCACAUUUCAGACCAGCUUCCGGAGGACACGGUUCUGUGGGAGGGCGGACAAAGGCUGGGCCUGCAGGAGGGCCCCGGCCCCAUGCCCACACGGCCUGGUGUCCUGCUCAUCUGGCCCCAGCCCAUCUCUUCUGUGCCUUAGUCACACAUGAACGCUCCCCUCCCCAGGCCUCAGUCUGUCCCAGACACUCCCUGGGGGCUCCCUGCUAAGCUGCUGGCACUCAGGCUCCUGCAGUGCUGGGCCAGGCGCCCUUGGACAGGCCUCGGUGGCCAGGACCACCAGGCCCUCCCCUUGCCCACCCCACACCCACACCUGGGGCCAGAGCCCCUGUGCAGCCUGGGCUCACAUCGGCCACCGUCAGGAGGAGACGUGAUGGACACUGUUUGGACAGGCAGAGCGUCCGUCCCGAGAUAGCGCGUUUGGGCUGCAGCAGCCGCGGAAGGGCAGGGAGAAGGGCCCGCCCGUGGCUUCAGACUUCACUACGGAAUCUUCCCUCUUGGCCACUCCUGGGUGAACAGUGCCCAGGGUCGGGUGGGGGUUUCAUCCCAGGCGUCUUUCUGGGCACUUGGCGCUGUGACCAAGCCAGCCCUCCCGGUGGGAGCGGGGGGGCCAGGCCUGCCUGAGGGGUACUAGGGGCCAGCUUUCGGGUCCCUGUCUGGGGGGCUUGGCCAGCCAGCCCCAAGCUGCCUGGGAAGGCAGCAGGCGUGCAGGCUGCCUGAGAACGCCCUCGGCCCCGCUCCCACUAUUUCCCUUCCCUUCUGUUUCUCUGGCCCUCCUUCCAGGCCAAAGUGUGGGGCUGCUCCCUGCCCGUCUCUGCCCUGCAGCUCCCGGCGGGGAGCCAGGCCCAGAGCUGCGGGCUGGGAGCGGCCUGACCACGCCACCUACUUCCUAGGAUUCGUAACCAACCUUGUCUUUUUUAAAUUUUUUUCCCAAUAGAGUAGCUCUUUGUAUAUAAAAAAUACUUGAAAAAUUAAUUGUAUGAUGUAUGAGAAGACAGAGUCCCUUAGUUUUAUAUCUCGUGUAUGACUGCCGUGAGUUCCACCAGAAAGUCGCUCUAUUUUGGUCUCUGUGACAUUUUAAAUGCGUGACAGAAGUGAGCAAAUAAAGUGAGGAAGAAAUAUAUAUAUAUGAGAUAAUAUAGAUUGUACUGAAAUCUC
Messenger RNA from Myotis lucifugus (little brown bat), 3371 nucleotides. It is a transcript of the gene TMEM184B, whose product is annotated as transmembrane protein 184B. The coding region runs from base 58 to 1302 and encodes 414 amino acids. Gene Ontology annotation, biological process: transport. Gene Ontology annotation, molecular function: transporter activity. The record is from RefSeq and is a predicted model, not a curated record. Lineage: Eukaryota; Metazoa; Chordata; Mammalia; Chiroptera; Vespertilionidae. The transcript is spliced from 9 exons.